Molecule: messenger RNA, 2724 nt
Organism: Podarcis raffonei (Aeolian wall lizard)
Lineage: Eukaryota; Metazoa; Chordata; Lepidosauria; Squamata; Lacertidae
Gene: TBX5
Product: T-box transcription factor 5
Exons: 9
Coding region: 668-2236 (522 amino acids)
Biological process (GO): regulation of transcription by RNA polymerase II; cardiac left ventricle formation; cell fate specification
Cellular component (GO): nucleus
Molecular function (GO): RNA polymerase II cis-regulatory region sequence-specific DNA binding; DNA-binding transcription factor activity, RNA polymerase II-specific
Source: RefSeq, a predicted model, not a curated record
GCGCCAGCCUCCCGUUGCACCAGCGCAGCUGGUUGGCCAGAGCGAGCUGGGCGCUCGCUCGAGACGCUGCGCUCCCUUCGCCUCAACGCACUUGGUUGGAGACGCGCAGGGCUCCGUCUUCCUCAGCCGAGCUUCCCGGCCUUAAAGAAGCGAACCUGCUCUUUAGGGGCUUCCUCCGCCAUUGCUCCUACCCCGAAGUUUUCCCUCGCAGCUCUCUUUCCGGGAAUCUGUAAGCGUCCAGGGAGAGGACGCGGUUCUCGGCUGCGUGGAAAAGGCGAGGACCCUUCUCAUUCUUGAAGGCAUCGCCUGGAGGGACUCGCUCCUCUGCGCGCUACCAGGAGUUCUGUCCGGGAGGCAGAGAAGGGACUGGACGGGUUUUCUUUCUUUGAGGGGAGGGGGAGAAGUAGGGGAAGGGCAUUUCCUCUCCCCCCCUCGUCCUCUCUCGCCCUUCACAUCAUUUUAUUGAUGCUGUCUUGAGGAAAAGCUCGGUUUUUAUUGCAUUUGGAGCGGCGAGAAUACAGCAAGGAGAUGGCUGAUGGUGGUGGCGGCGGCGGCGGCGGCGGCAAUGCUGCGUCCAGGCUGAGGGCUUUGUGAGUGAGAUGCGGUGACUGCCCGAAUCCGGGCAAAGCUAGAAGGAGUGGGGCGGGGGGGCUCAGCAGUCUAGAACAUGGCGGAUGCCGAAGAAGGCUUCGGGCUCCCAGCCACGCCGGUCGACUCAGACACGAAGGAGGUAGCCAGCGACGGAAAGCCGGAGAGUCAGCUGGGCGCCAGCAGCAAACAACCUUCCUCGCCCCAGGCCGCCUUCACCCAACAGGGUAUGGAGGGAAUCAAAGUGUUCUUACACGAGCGAGAAUUAUGGCUCAAAUUUCAUGACGUGGGGACCGAAAUGAUUAUAACCAAAGCUGGAAGGCGCAUGUUCCCCAGCUACAAGGUGAAAGUGACGGGACUCAACCCCAAAACAAAGUACAUCCUGUUAAUGGAUAUUGUCCCCUCUGAUGACCACAGAUACAAAUUUGCAGAUAAUAAAUGGUCAGUGACUGGGAAAGCUGAGCCUGCCAUGCCAGGAAGAUUAUAUGUGCACCCGGACUCGCCAGCCACUGGGGCCCAUUGGAUGAGGCAGCUGGUCUCCUUCCAAAAACUCAAGCUGACCAACAACCAUCUUGACCCAUUUGGCCAUAUCAUCCUCAACUCCAUGCACAAAUACCAGCCCAGACUCCAUAUCGUCAAGGCAGAUGAGAACAAUGGGUUUGGCUCAAAAAACACAGCCUUCUGCACCCACGUCUUUCCAGAGACGGCCUUUAUCGCUGUGACGUCCUACCAGAAUCACAAGAUCACCCAGCUCAAGAUUGAAAACAACCCCUUUGCGAAAGGAUUUCGAGGCAGCGACGAUAUGGAGCUUCAUAGAAUGUCGAGGAUGCAAAGCAAGGAGUACCCAGUGGUUCCCAGAAGCACCGUCCGGCAGAAGGUGGCUUCCAACCACAGCCCUUUCAGCGGUGAGAACCGGGCGCUGCCUGCCUCUUCCAACCUCGGGUCUCAGUUCCAGUGUGAGAACGGCGUUUCCAGCACUUCCCAGGACCUGCUACCAGCUGCCAACUCAUACCCCGUGUCGCAGGACCACGGCCAGAUUUACCACUGCACCAAGAGAAAAGAUGAAGAAUGUUCCACCACAGAACAUCCUUACAAAAAGCCCUACAUGGAGACGUCUCCUCCAGAAGAAGACCCUUUCUAUCGCUCCACCUACUCCCAGCAGCAGGGACUCAAUACCAGUGCAUACAGGACUGAGUCUGCUCAGCGCCAAGCCUGCAUGUACGCCAGCUCUGCGCCCCCUACGGAACCGGUGCCCAGCCUAGAAGACAUCAGCUGCAACACGUGGUCUGCUGUGCCGUCCUACAGCAGCUGCACAGUGACUGCCAUGCAGCCUAUGGACAGGCUGCCUUACCAGCACUUCUCUGCCCAUUUCACUUCUGGCCCCCUCAUGCCCCGGCUUGCCACAGUCGCCAACCAUACCUCAUCGCAGAUCGGGGAGACGCAUGCCAUGUUCCAGCACCAGACCUCCGUCCCUCACCAGCCAAUUGUCCGGCAAUGUGGACCUCAGACAAGCAUACAGUCGCCUCCCAGCAGCCUACAGCCAGCAGAGUUCCUUUAUUCUCAUGGGGUACCCCGAACCCUCUCCCCCCACCAGUACCAUUCUGUGCAUGGGGUGGGCAUGGUGCCAGAAUGGAGCGAGAACAGCUAACAAGGCAAUCAAGGGAGAGGAUUGCUGGAGAGAUUUCACUGCAAACUAAGAGUGGUGUUUGUUUGUUUGUUUUCAAGACUCGUUUUAACUGAAUGUUAAUAUCUAAGCACUCGAGAGAUGGACAGCGUCCUAUCCUCUGGGCAGACCAUGGUAUUGUAUCUCCUGGCUUUCCUUUCUUGCGACCAAUGACAAACUGAUCCAUGCUGUUCCACCCUGCCCCACGCCAUACAGCCCCCCCAUGCCCAGACAUAGCCACACUGAGUUUGCAUUGCUUCCACACCAACUUGUGCCCUUGCACAACAUUAUAGUUUGGUUUUGUUUUCAGGUGAAACACGGGAGUUUUGCUACCUUUCUUGACACGCGGAGAGUGCUCAUACAAGACGAUCAGAAUAUGUCAUGUUUUCUUUUCUCCUCUCUCUUUCUCUUUCUCUCUUUCUUUUUUUUUGGUGUUGAUAUUGACAUUGUUAUAUAAUAAAUGAUAAUAUAUA